Gasterosteus aculeatus aculeatus (three-spined stickleback) is the source of this 4121-nucleotide messenger RNA. It is a transcript of the gene col21a1, whose product is annotated as collagen, type XXI, alpha 1. Gene Ontology annotation, cellular component: collagen type IV trimer. Lineage: Eukaryota; Metazoa; Chordata; Actinopteri; Perciformes; Gasterosteidae. Gene Ontology annotation, biological process: extracellular matrix organization. The record is from RefSeq and is a predicted model, not a curated record. Gene Ontology annotation, molecular function: extracellular matrix structural constituent conferring tensile strength.
UUUGGACUGUCAGAGAUGGGCUGUCUGCUUCACUAUUGCCUGCGCUCCUUAUCUGCUUCUCUUUCCACCCAUUGGUAAUUGAGGGUGGCCGCAUGCCAGUAACAGUCCGGAGUGAGGGCGGAGGGGGUGGAGAGGAAGAAGCACAGAAACAGAGGAGACAGAGAGCCUGCUGGAAGGGGGCAAGCGUUCAUUCAGCAGAGAAACAUGUGCCCUUCUCCCAAAAUGUUGUUUCUGCAAACCCAGGACAGUGAGCAGUAUUGAUCACCAGCCAUCAAUGACAGGAUUUAUAGGAACUCACACAACGGAUUGGACGCUUACUGGUGUACAGUUGGAACUUGGUACAGCUGCAUAAUGGCUUACAAAGCAACAUCCAUGCAUUGUGUCUUGAGAUGCCUCUGCUUCAUGCUUCUGGCUUUGUUUAAUGCAGCUCAAGAUGAAGAUAUAAGAAGUUGUAGGACCGCACCAUGUGAUUUGGUCUUUAUUCUAGACGGCUCGUGGAGUGUUGAAGAUGUCAAUUUUGAACUUGUAAAGCGUUGGCUUGUCAACAUGACAACAAGCUUCAACAUUGGACAGAAGUUUACCCAGGUUGGAGUCGUCCAAUACAGCGACGACCCAGUUUUAGAAAUACCUCUGGGGAAGCAUUUCUCCACCAAAGAGCUCAUCAAAGCAAUGGAGUCCAUUGAGUACAUGGGGGGAAACACAAGGACAGGCACAGCCAUUGAGUUUGCAACUAAGAAACUGUUUGGCCUGUCUGAACGCGGCCCCGCAGGCAUCUCCAGAAUUGCUGUCGUCCUCACAGACGGGAAAUCUCAAGAUGAGGUUUUGAAAGCGGCGGAGGCAGCAAGGAAAAAAGGAAUAAUUCUGUUUGCAAUCGGCGUUGGGCCAGAGACAGAAGUCUUACAGUUGCAAAACAUUGCAAACAAGCCAUUUUCAACGUAUGUCUUCUCUGUUGAGGACUACAAAGGUAUCUCCAGGAUCAUACAGGUCAUACGACAGAAACUGUGCGAAGAGACUGUUUGUCCAGCUAGAAUUUCCAUAGAUUCCCGCGACGAGAAAGGAUUUGAUAUCCUGUUACAUUUAAAUUUGGCUAAGAAAGCAAAGAAAAUACCGGGAACAUAUUACGGCACCAAGGCCUAUGAAGUGACAUCUCGUGUCGACUUGAGUACAGCUACCCGGACCCUUUUCCCCGAUGGCCUGCCUCCAUCGUAUGUUUUUGUGGCCACGCUGAGGUAUAAAGGAACCGUGGCAAUAGAGGAGUGGGACGUGUGGAGAAUACAGACGCGCGAUGGGAAACCUCAGAUGGCGGUCACUCUGAAUGGAUUGGAACGCACCGUCAUGUUCACCACAACCAGCAGCGCAUCAAGUGGAACUCAGACAGUUACGUUUUCACAGUCCACAGCAAGGAAGCUGUUUGAUGAGAAAUGGCACCAGCUUCGCCUGCUGGUCACUGAGGAGGACGUUACUCUUUAUGUUGAUGACCUGGAGAUUGAAACCCAAUCCUUGGAGCCCCCUGUCGGUAUUUUCAUCAACGGAAAAACCCAAGUGGGAAAGUAUGUCAGAAAGGAAACAACCGUGCCAUUUGAAAUCCAGAAACUUCGCAUUUACUGUGACCCGGAGCAGAGCAACCGAGAGACGGCGUGUGAAAUACCUGGAGUUUGCGCCAACAGUCCUGAUUACACAGAACCAACUCCAGAACCUUGUGUUUGUCCUCCUGGCGCCCCAGGACUUCCAGGAAUGAAGGGAGAAGAAGGGAACACUGGCAGAUCUGGUCAGCCUGGACCUGCUGGUGCUGAUGGUAAGCCUGGUAUCCCUGGCAUUAGAGGUAGUCCAGGCCUAACAGGUCCACCAGGAGUAGAGGGUCCACGUGGGACGGAUGGGUUCAAAGGCGAACAAGGGAGGCCUGGUGUUUCGGGUGAAAAGGGUUUGCCUGGAUUACCAGGACCACCUGGAAAGCAAGGAGAGAAGGGCUCAAUCGGAUUGAGCGGAAUUGCAGGUUUGCCUGGGAAAGCUGGUCAAGUGGGAGAAAAGGGAGGUUUGGGACCUCCUGGGCCACCGGGUUAUCCAGGAGACCCAGGCCUACCCGGGAGAGAUGGAAAUGUUGGAUUUCCAGGCAGAACUGGUCAAAAGGGAGAAUCUGGGGACAGUGGUCCUCCCGGCAUUGACGGAAGGGAAGGCCAUCCUGGUAUGCCUGGGUUGCCAGGGAUUGCAGGCCUGACCGGACAAAAGGGGGAAGCUGGUUCGCCUGGACCCAGAGGCUUCACGGGAUUGGCUGGACCAUCUGGUGAAAUGGGUUUACCCGGUGCACCAGGUAUAAAAGGACCAAUUGGACUCAAGGGGAAUAAAGGUGAAAGUGGAAGUCCAGGUACACAAGGAACACCGGGGCCUGCGGGGAGUUCGGGAGUACCGGGGACAGUAGGUCAGCCGGGACACACGGGCAUGCCAGGCCUGAAGGGCAGCAAGGGACAAAGAGGAAAUCCAGGGGAAAGAGGAGAGGCGGGAAUGAAAGGGGAAAAAGGGGGUAAUGGUCGGCAAGGGGAACACGGCUCCACUGGUCCAAUGGGACUAAAGGGAGCGAAAGGAACAGCGGGAGAUCCGGGGCCGAGAGGUCAGGAGGGUCAUGUGGGCCGGCCUGGACAAUCGGGUCAGUCCGGCCCCCCCGGAGCCCGAGGGCUGCAGGGGGACAGUGGUGUUCCUGGCCCACCGGGACCAGAAGGAAGACCAGCCAGUCAAAUGUCUGACAGUCACAUUCAGCAAAUCUGCAGAGAGUUGCUUCAGUCUGAGCUGCAUUUGUUGUUGCUGAGCAACCAGCAGAGUAGCUGUGCCACGUGUCACAGCCGGCCUGGAUCUCCUGGUCCUCCAGGUCCAACUGGGCUCCAGGGACUCAGGGGCCUUCCAGGACUCAGUGGUUCCAGGGGAACGCCGGGCCGCCCAGGUCGGCCAGGGCGCCCUGGUAUUAACGGGCUGAAAGGAGAACCGGGUUCUAUGGGUGAGAAAGGGAGCCCUGGCCGGACAACAGCUGGAGACCAGGGGCCACCAGGGCCUCCAGGUCCAAUGGGGCCCCACGGGUACAGUAAGCCGGGUCCUCCAGGUAGGCCUGGAUCACCUGGUCUAAACGGAGUGGAGGGUAAAAGUGGCCGUGCUGGCAGCCCUGGUCAGCCUGGGGUGUGUGAUCCGUCCAUGUGUUACAGCAGCAUUAUGAGGCGGGAUCCUUACAGCAAAGGGCCAAACUAUUGACGCACGCGGCGUCACUGCAGGCACAAGUCUAGAGCUGAUGUGGAACAAACGGACAUUCUCAGGAAGAUCUCAUCUUUAUAUUUUCACUCUGUCGUGAAAACAAAACGGACCUCCUCUAUCACCAGUUACGUGAUCUCAGACAACAGAACUAUCACGUUUUUCUCUGUCGUUGUUUUGCAUCACUAUUCACCGUCUUUGAACAUACUUUAAGGUUUUAAUGGUGUUACGUAAAAGAGUUAAUGGUGCGCUCCAUUUAUUAGCUCUCUUCGAGCGGUGUGGGUGGUGAAUUUUCUCGUAUUGCCCCUUGGUGUUUCUUCAUUCAACGUCACUCUCUAAAUUUUCAACACACAUUGGAUUAGUGGUAUAUUUUCUGUUAAAAAAACACACACACCAUGAUCUAUAAAUUCCAUGUUCAAUGAAUAGUUGAACCACAUAUUAUGUGUUACAUUUGCAUGUUUCAAUACAAGACUGUGAUUUCCUGUAGCUGAUUGUGAUCUGCUGUAAGCCUGUGUGUUCCCAAAGCAUUUAGUUUGACUGUUGAGCUAUUAACUCUUAAAACAUUUUUAGACAGAUAAUAUUGUGUAUCACGCUAAAUAUAUAAUUUAACUCUUAUCAGAAUCGUUCACGUGUCAUUUUAUUGCAAGCAGGAAGAAAAAUGUUUCACCGUCUAAAACAUACUGAGAUUUCACUUUGAAUUAUGUCAUUUAUGUUCCCAUGGAUUACCUUUCAUUACUGUAGCAGGUAUUUUAAUGUUAUUUAUAGUUGUAACUGUGUAUUUCAGAGGUGACAUCUCUUAAAGAGUUUUUGUAAUUGUAUAAUUUUGUUAAAGGUGACUUUUGUAUGAAUCUUUCUCCUCUUUUUGUAUUAGAAUAAAAACAUCAUAAUGA